This is a messenger RNA of Zootermopsis nevadensis, 2201 nucleotides long. RefSeq lists its product as uncharacterized. Lineage: Eukaryota; Metazoa; Arthropoda; Insecta; Blattodea; Termopsidae. Gene Ontology annotation, biological process: L-serine biosynthetic process. The record is from RefSeq and is a predicted model, not a curated record. Gene Ontology annotation, molecular function: phosphoglycerate dehydrogenase activity; NAD binding.
CAGCUGUCACAUUACAGAUCGAGAGAUCGCGUCAAGAUCAAGGCGGCUAGUAGGACGGUUUUGUUGCAUUCGAGGCCAGCUGAUUCAAGGCUGCUAAACAAAUUACAAACGGAAUAAAUCUAUUGGUCGAAACUGAAGGCACGUUUCUGAUUUCAUAAAUAUUUAAAAGACAUUGUUAUAGAAAAGGUCACAGGAACUAAUUGUCUUGCGGCCAUUAUUUAUCAGAAACUUGAGGAGCUCAGGCAAGUUUGAGCACUGAAACGGAUUGAACGAAGGUUACUGGAGGAUAAAUAGACAAUCAGAGCAGAAUGUCUGUGUCUUUAAGAAAUGUUUUAAUCAGCGACGCUGUAGAUUCCGCUUGCUUGGAAUUGCUGCAGAACCAUGGAAUCAACGUCACCUGCAAGUACAAGCUGCCCAAAGACCAGCUGCUUCAGGAGAUUAAGAACUAUGAUGGACUGAUUGUGCGUUCAGAUACAAAGGUGACAGCUGAUGUGUUUGCAGCUGCUACAAGUCUCCGAGUGGUUGGUCGGGCAGGUACGGGUGUUGACAACAUUGACACAGAAGCAGCCACAAGAAAGGGCGUAAUAGUGCUCAACACUCCUGGAGGGAACUCAAUAAGUGCAUGUGAGCUGACAUGUGCACUCAUAUCAAGCUUGGCAAGGAAUGUAGCACAAGCCUGCCAGUCACUCAAGGAAGGUCGCUGGGAUAGGAAGAUCUACACUGGAUCAGAACUAUCGGGGAAAACCUUGGCAGUGUUAGGUCUUGGCAGGAUUGGACGGGAAGUCGCUACAAGAAUGCAGGCAUAUGGCAUGAAAACAAUUGGUUUUGAUCCACUGGUUUCUGCUGAGUCCGCUAAGCAGUUUAAUGUGGAAAAGAUGGAACUGGAGGAGAUAUGGCCUCUUGCAGAUUAUAUCACUGUACACACUCCACUCAUACCACAAACAAGAAAUUUAAUAAAUGAGACGGCACUAAAUAAAUGUAAGCAUGGAGUGCGAAUAAUUAACGUUGCAAGGGGAGGCAUCAUAGAUGAGGCAGCACUGCUUGAUGCACUAAAGGAUGGCAAGUGUGGUGGAGCUGCACUCGAUGUGUUUUGUGAGGAACCGCCAAAGUCUGCCAUUACUCUGGAACUUAUCCAGCAUCCGGCUGUUAUAGUAACACCUCACUUAGGUGCCAGCACAAAUGAAGCUCAGCAAAGAGUAGCAGUGGAGAUUGCUGAACAGUUUAUAGCAAUAGCAGCCAACUGCUCCGCUGCUGAGAGAGCUUGUUACACAGUCACAGGAGUGGUCAAUGCCCCUAUACUGGCUGCUGCAAUGGUCCAAACCAACACACCCUGGAUUUCACUUUCAAAGGAAAUGGGCAAACUAAUUGCUAAAAUUAUACAAGGAGCAAAGCUUGGGACAUACGUGUCCAUCAAAACUAAUGGUUAUGGUAUGGAGAACAGAAAGUUCUUAGGCACUGCAGUGCUGGUUGGGAUGCUGACAGGGCAUACUAAGAAUGGCCUUAACCUUAUCAAUGCCCCAGCACUUGCUAAGGAUGCUGGCAUAGAAGUUUCUCAGUCCUAUGAAGGCAACAAUGAAGUACCAACACUAACUGUGACAGUAUCCGAGGGCAAGAAUUUUUCACAUUCAGUGCAAGGAACUGUCCGAGCAGAUGAGCUACCAUACUUGUUAACUAUUGAUGAUGCAAACUUUGGACCAACUGGUGUGCUUCUGAGCAACAACAUUCAUAUAUUCCAAUGCCAGAAUUGCACAACAAAUCUGACAGCCAUAAUCACACAACUCACAUCCAAAGGUGCCAACAUUAUAAAUGUUGCAAUAGCAACUGGAAAGAAUGUUUGGAUUGCUGUCAGGACUGCUAAUGAAUUUACUGACAACAUUUCUAUUCCUGGAAUAAUUUCAUUUUAAUUACCAACAAAAAUUUGGGAAAUUAAACUUGUAACAUACAACAGAAACUACAUAGCUUCAUGCAAAUUCAAUAUUAUUACCACUUUAAAAGUCUUAAGACUUAAAAGAACAAUAUGUUAACAGGUGUAAGUUAACAUUUUGACUGGCAAAUUUACCUUUCAAGUCUCUUAUAAGAGUGUGAAAAGCCACAGUAACUUUAAAUGUAUAUUCACAUUUGUAAUUUUACAUCAACUCAAUGCACCACAUAAUUUUAACUCCAGAAUAAGAAUUUGUCGACUAUCUCGUAAAAAAAACAAA